Priapulus caudatus is the source of this 1081-nucleotide messenger RNA. Its product is annotated as integrator complex subunit 11-like. Gene Ontology annotation, cellular component: nucleus. The record is from RefSeq and is a predicted model, not a curated record. NCBI's taxonomy places the organism in Eukaryota, Metazoa, Priapulida, Priapulimorpha, Priapulimorphida, Priapulidae. Gene Ontology annotation, biological process: snRNA processing.
AGACGGUUUCCGGACUUUGACUACAUCACCAAGGAUGGUACGCUAACCGAGCAUUUAGACUGCGUCAUAAUAAGUCACUUUCAUCUUGACCAUUGUGGUGCACUGCCCUACAUGACAGAGAUGAAGGGCUACGAUGGCCCAAUCUACAUGACCCACCCUACCAAAGCCAUAUGUCCCAUCCUACUGGAAGACUAUCGGAAGAUUUCUGUCGAAAGAAAAGGCGAGAAGAACUUCUUUACCUCACAGAUGAUCAAAGAUUGCAUGAAGAAAGUGAUUGCAGUAAACCUGCACCAAACCCAACAGGUGGACAGUGAGCUAGAGAUCAAGGCGUAUUAUGCUGGCCAUGUGCUUGGAGCGGCAAUGUUUCAUAUAAAGGUCGGACAAGAGUCGGUUGUCUAUACGGGCGACUACAACAUGACGCCGGACCGCCAUCUUGGAUCGGCGUGGAUCGACAAGUGUCGACCGGACCUGCUCAUCACAGAGUCGACGUACGCGACGACGAUCCGCGAUUCGAAGCGAUGCCGCGAGCGCGACUUUCUCAAGAAGGUGCACACCUGCAUCGAGAAAGGCGGAAAGGUACUCAUUCCUGUGUUUGCACUCGGACGUGCCCAGGAGCUAUGCAUUCUAAUGGAGACGUACUGGGACAGAAUGAAUCUCAAAGUUCCCAUGUACUUUUCACUCGGACUAACCGAAAAGGCAAAUCACUAUUACAAGCUGUUCAUCACUUGGACGAACCAGAAAAUACGCAAGACGUUCGUGCAGCGAAAUAUGUUCAUAUUUAAGCACAUAAAGGAGUACAGCAUCCAGCUCAUAUCGGACGGUAGCAUCGCCAUCGAAUCGGUCAUCGUCAAGGUGUCCGGGGAGGAAGGCACGGAGAAGAGCGUGCUCGUGUCCUGGCCGUACCAGGACGAGGAGCUGGGAAGCUAUCUGUUGAACCUCAUCCAAACGUUGGCUUCCUGAUCCAGUCGGUCGGUCGUGUCGCGAUGUCGCAUAGCCGUGCUGAGCCGUAUCCUCCUCCUCCUCACCCUCUCUCAUUCUCUCUUCCCUCUCUCGUCCCAUCUCUCUAUUCCUCUCCCCUCUC